Quercus robur (English oak) is the source of this 1820-nucleotide messenger RNA. Its product is annotated as glucan endo-1,3-beta-glucosidase 8. Gene Ontology annotation, biological process: carbohydrate metabolic process. The transcript is spliced from 2 exons. Lineage: Eukaryota; Viridiplantae; Streptophyta; Magnoliopsida; Fagales; Fagaceae. The record is from RefSeq and is a predicted model, not a curated record. Gene Ontology annotation, cellular component: plasma membrane. Gene Ontology annotation, molecular function: hydrolase activity, hydrolyzing O-glycosyl compounds. Bases 144 to 1631 code for a protein of 495 amino acids.
CUACUCUUUACAUUUACACUAUAAAUACAUCAACCUUCCAACCUAGCAAUUCCCUUACACUCUCCGACUCUCUAGCUUCCUUUAAAUUCUUAAAUCCCAUUCAUUUCUGCUCUCUUUUCACUGAUUCAUCCAAGAAAAAAAAAAUGGCACAAACAAGAGUACUAGUACUAGAGUCUAUCAGUUAUUGUUCAAUAUUGUUGUUUUUUCUUGUUUUCAUGGGCAUGUUGCAUAGUUGCUUGAGUGUUGGGGUGAACUGGGGAACCCAGGCCACACAGAAACUCCCACCUGAUACGGUGGUGAAAAUGCUGAGGGAAAAUGGGUUUAAAAAAUUGAAGCUUUUUGAGGCAGAUGAGAGGAUUUUGGGGGCUCUGAUAGGGACUGAAAUUGAAGUGAUGCUAGGAAUACCCAAUAACAUGUUGCAGAUGAUGUGUGAGGAUCCUGGUGCUGCAGCUUCAUGGGUGGAUGCCAAUGUCACUAGUUAUUCCUACACUGGUGGAGUCCAUGUCCAGUAUGUUGCUGUAGGCAAUGAACCUUUCCUUGAAUCUUACAAUGGAACCUAUCUAGAAUGCACACUACCAGCCCUCAGAAAUAUCCAGGACGCACUCAACAAAGCUGGUUUGGGGUCCAAGGUCAAAGCCACAAUCCCCUUUAAUGCAGACAUCUACUUCUCACCAGACUCAAACCCGGUGCCAUCUGCUGGUGACUUCAGGGCUCAACUCCGAGACCGCACAAUUGAAAUAAUCCAAUACCUAUACAGAAAUAAUGCGCCUUUCACUGUCAACAUCUACCCCUUCCUCAGUCUUUAUGGCAACAAAUAUUUCCCCUUCGACUAUGCAUUCUUUGAUGGAACAAGCAAACCUGUUAAAGAUGGUGAUAAACAAUACACCAAUGCUUUUGAUGCAAAUUUCGACACUCUAGUCUGGGCUUUAUUUAAAGCUGGUUAUGCUGAUAUGCCAAUCAUAGUUGGAGAAAUUGGGUGGCCAACUGAUGGUGAUAUAAAUGCAAAUGUCCAAAAUGCAAAGAAAUUCAACCAGAAAUUGCUCCAACAUGUUUUGAGUGGAAAGGGAACCCCAGCUCGGAAAGGUAAAAUUGACAUAUAUUUAUUCAGCCUUCUUGAUGAGAAUGCUAAAAGCAUUGCUCCUGGUGGCUUUGAAAGGCAUUGGGGGAUAUUUGAGUUUGAUGGGAAGCCAAAGUAUGAACUAGAUUUGUUGGGCUUGGGAGAGGAUAAAGGUCUAGUUCCAGCAGAAGAUGUGAAAUACAUGCCCAAAAGGUGGUGUGUUAUGAAUCGCCAGGCUAAUGAUAUAGAGGACCUGCCAGACAGUAUUGACUAUGCUUGUAGCCGAUCAGAUUGCACUGCUUUGGGCUAUGGAUCUUCGUGUAAUCAUCUAAGAAGCGUGGAAGAGAAUGCCUCUUAUGCUUUCAACAUGUACUAUCAAGUCAAUAACCAGAAUGAUUAUUCUUGUGAUUUUUCUGGUUUGGCUAUUGUGACUAAUGAUGAUCCGUCUGAAGAGGACUGCCAGUUCCCAGUGAUGAUUUCUUAUGGUUCUCCGUUGCUGCUGCAUAGUGGACUUUCAGAUGCAUUUAUAAGAAUCAUUGAGGGAUUUGUGUUGUUUUUGAUUCUGCUAAACUGAUAAGUAAUAGGCCUAUACCUGUUUGUACUUCAAUUAGUUUUACGCUUCUAGCGUAGGCAUAGUUUUCUGUAGCCUAGUACGUUGAUAUUACUUGUAGCCUAUGAAUAUGCAUGUUCUCAUUUUAUUUACACUUUUAAAUGUCAUGUAGUGCAUUCAUUUAUGAAACCUCUCACAAAAUUUUAUAUAUGA